UGUCGUUCCAGGUUUCUGAAGGUGACAGUGGAAUGCAAAGAAGUUUUUCCUCUAAUGUGAUACUUGAAAACAAGCAACUGCUUAACUAAUUCUCAUGAUAACUAAAUAUGACUUAGAAGCAUUAAUUUAUGAAGGUUUAUGAUGUCAUCAGUUGUCACAGGAAGCAAACUCCAGCAGGCUGUGAGCCUGCAGGGAGUUGACCCAGAAACAUGCAUGAUUGUAUUUAAAAACCACUGGACACAGGUUGUGAAAAUCUUAGAGAAGCAUGACCCCUUGAAGAAUACUCAGGCAAAAUAUGGAUCCAUCCCUCCAGAUGAGGCCAGCGCUGUGCAGAAUUAUGUGGAACACAUGCUCUUCUUGCUGAUUGAAGAGCAAGCCAAAGAUGCUGCAAUGGGACCAAUUCUGGAGUUUGUGGUCUCUGAGAACAUUAUGGAGAAACUCUUCCUUUGGAGCUUGAGACGAGAAUUUACAGAUGAGACUAAACUAGAGCAGCUCAAGAUGUAUGAGAUGUUGGUCACCCAGUCGCACCAGCCUCUUCUGCACCACAAGCCUAUUCUGAAGCCCCUGAUGAUGUUGUUGAGUUCUUGCUCAGGAACAACCACCCCUGCUGUGGAAGGGAAACUGGUUGUCCUGCUUAAUCAGCUCUGCUCCAUUCUUGCCAAAGAUCCAUCCAUUCUGGAACUCUUCUUCCAUACUAGUGAAGAUCAAGGGGCUGCCAACUUCCUCAUCUUCUCCCUUCUGAUUCCCUUCAUUCACCGGGAGGGGACAGUAGGCCAGCAGGCCCGGGAUGCUUUGCUGUUUAUCAUGUCUCUUUCUGCUGAGAACAGCAUGGUGGCCCAUCACAUCGUGGAGAACACCUACUUCUGCCCAGUACUUGCAACUGGGCUCAGUGGGCUCUACUCUUCCCUGCCUACCAAGCUAGAAGAAAAAGGUGAAGAAUGGCACUGUCUUCUUAAGGAUGACUGGCUCCUGCUCCCAUCUCUCGUCCAGUUCAUGAAUUCCCUGGAGUUCUGUAAUGCAGUCAUACAGGUGGCUCACCCCUUGAUUCGCAGUCAGCUUGUCAAUUACAUUUACAAUGGAUUCUUGGUUCCGGUCUUGGCUCCUGCUCUUCAUAAGGUGACCGUGGAAGAGGUCAUGACCACAACUGCGUAUCUGGAUCUUUUCCUGCGUAGUGUUUCCGAGCCAGCACUACUUGAGAUCUUCCUCCGUUUUAUCCUAUUGCACCAACAUGAGAAUGUCCAUAUACUGGACACUCUGACAAGCCGAAUCAACACUCCAUUUCGGCUUUGUGUGGUGUCCCUGGCAUUGUUCAGAACUCUCAUCGGUUUACAUUGUGAAGAUGUGAUGUUACAACUCAUUCUGAGGUAUCUGAUCCCCUGUAACCACAUGAUGUUGAGUCAAAGGUGGGCUGUGAAGGAGCGAGACUGUUACUCUGUUUCUGCAGCCAAGCUGCUCGCCCUGACCCCUGUCUGCUGCUCCAGUGGAAUCACUCUGACCCUGGGGAACCAAGAGAGGGAUUAUAUUCUCUGGUCAAAGUGUACGCAUGACAGCUCAGGGCCCGUUGAUCAGCCACUUGCCAAGGCGUUCUGCCCGUCGGCCUGCAUUGUGGAGUAUGGGAAAGCCCUGGACAUCAGCUACCUGCAGUACCUUUGGGAGGCCCACACCAACAUUCUCCGCUGCAUGAGGGACUGCCGUGUCUGGUCUGCCGUCUAUGAUGGAGAGUCCCCCGACACUGAGACUUUCCUCCAGAGCCUUUCUGAGGAAGGCGGUAGGAGCUCAGACUACCCUGUGUUGGGACUCCAGCACCCAUUCCCCAGUAAGCCGGGGCCUCAGCUGGCUCCGAAAAAGGAGAAGAGCCAGACGGAGCUGGAGUGGGACGAUAGCUACGACACGGGCAUCUCCUCUGGGGCUGAUGUGAACUCCCCCGGGCCCUACGAGACUCUCGAGAACUCAGGCCCCCCUGUGCCCAUUGAUCCUCCCAAACACAUCCAGGAGAUGAAGAAGAAUGCUCUCUUGCUCUUCAAAGGGGCCUACAUUGAAGAGUCAGACUUCCAGGAUGAUGUGAUGGUAUACAGGUUGUGCGCUGAGAAGGACUGUGAGGACACGAGGAACUGCCAGGAGGAAACUACAGGGGCACCAGCCAGAGCCCAGACGGAGGACCUACCCACCCCCGUGAACAACAGCCCCCUUCCCAGCCCCCAGCCAGAAACAGAUGCAGGGCAACUCAAUCCGGACAACUUGGAUUUGCUGCCAACUGUGUCCAAGGAUCCAACACAAGAGAAUGAGCCUGAGGUAGCAGCCCCAGAAUCAAACUCGCUCACAUCCCCUGUCUCUGAGCCAGAGCACAGCUCAAGACUGACAGUUACUGACACAGAGAGAGAAGAUUUCAUGGCCCAGUAUGACCAGAUCAUUAAAGAACUGGAUUCUGGCACGGAGGGCUUGAUAGAAGAGAAUUUCCCAGCCCCUGACCCUUCGCUUUUCACAACGGAGGAAGAGAGGAAGGAAGAAGAGAGCCAAGAAGAAAAGGAAGAGGGAGAGGAGGCGGGGAAGAAGGAGCUAGAAGAGGAAGAGGACGACUUUGACUCUUUCAUGGCAGAGGCUCCUGCUGAUACCGUGCCUUCCCCAUUCGGGCCCAGAGAUGACACUGCCGGUCAUCCCCCAGGGAGGACUCAGUGCGCCCCUUUCACAGGCCCCUUCAUCAGCGUGGUCCUAUCAAAGCUGGAGAACAUGCUGGAGAACUCUUUGCAUGUUAAUUUGCUGCUUAUUGGGAUCAUCACUCAGCUAGCCAGCUACCCUCAACCGCUGCUGCGUUCUUUUCUGCUCAACACCAACAUGGUCUUCCAGCCAAGUGUGCGCUCUCUGUAUCAGGUCCUUGCAUCUGUGAAAAACAAAAUCGAACAGUUUGCUUCUGUGGAGAGAGAUUUCCCAGGGCUCCUCAUGCAGGCCCAGCAGUACCUGCUCUUCCGAGUGGACAUGUGCGAUCCGGCCCCUGAGUCACUAACCAAAGAUCCCAGUCAGGACGCAUCCUGGACAGGAACUGGCAUGAACAUUUUGGACGGACCUCCAAGAGUGCUUCAGCCUUUCCUGGCCAACAGAGCCAAGGUGUGUGGGGCACUUCCAAACCUGCCCCUGCCGGUGAGGAACACCAUGCUGGCCGCCGCCCUCUUCCCAGAGUUUCUGAAGGAGCUGGCUGCCCUGGCCCAGGAACACUCCAUCCUGUGCUACAAGAUCCUGGGAGACUGCGAGGACUCCUGCUGUUAG
Messenger RNA from Chrysochloris asiatica (Cape golden mole), 3261 nucleotides. RefSeq names its product family with sequence similarity 160, member A1 (gene FHIP1A). Lineage: Eukaryota; Metazoa; Chordata; Mammalia; Afrosoricida; Chrysochloridae. The record is from RefSeq and is a predicted model, not a curated record. Bases 139 to 3261 code for a protein of 1040 amino acids. The transcript has 11 exons.